Molecule: messenger RNA, 8213 nt
Organism: Phycodurus eques (leafy seadragon)
Lineage: Eukaryota; Metazoa; Chordata; Actinopteri; Syngnathiformes; Syngnathidae
Gene: map2k5
Product: mitogen-activated protein kinase kinase 5
Exons: 24
Coding region: 2608-3744 (378 amino acids)
Biological process (GO): protein phosphorylation; MAPK cascade
Molecular function (GO): MAP kinase kinase activity; protein binding; ATP binding
Source: RefSeq, a predicted model, not a curated record
GGUACUGAGGGAAUCCUGUAGUUUCUUUUGCUCUGCUAAGUAAUACGCUUGCGCUGAUCGGGAUUUCUUUUUUUUUAAUUCACUUAAUUUACGGCUCAGUAUUAAAGAGCCAACAUAGCAUCCCUCUAUCUACAUUAUUAGGCUACUUGUAAACAGUAUCCAUCCAAACAACUAGACCUGUUUUAUUCUCUGUUAUCUACAUCUCUUAACUACGUACAGCACUUCUCAGAGGUGUGGACUCGAUUCACAUGACUUGGACUAGAGACGGACACGAGUCCUAAAUUUGAUGACUUUUGACUUGACAAUAUGUUAAAAGACUUGCAACUCGACUUGAACAGUAGCAAUUCGUGACUUAACUUGGAUUUUAACUCAUUGACUUGAAAAAGACUUGCUACUUUCACCUACAGUAGCACUGAAAAAACAACACUUCGUAUCUUGGCUGGGUCACCAGUGGCAAACAGAUCCUAGGUGAGGCACCAGACAAGCAUGGCUCCAAAGACCCCUAUGAUGUUUGAAAACACAGGAAAAUAUUUUCCCUUCCCCGGAGGCGGGUCAAAUGGGCUCGAAGGCCAGUGCCUGGUGGCCGGGCCUCCACCCAUGGGCCCCAGCUGGGCACAGCCCGAAAGGGUGAUGUGGGUCCCCCUUCCCAUGGGCUCACCGCCUGUGGGAAGGGGUCAGGUGCAGUGUGAGCUGGGCGGUGGCCGAUCACUAAUAACGUCAAUGGUGUUUUUUAACGGGUAUGGGUGGGGGAGGGUCUUGUGCAGUUUGUGUGAUCGUCAAGCCUCUGGAUAACUGCAAUGAAGAUUGGCACCCUGGAGAGCGCAACAAUGCUUUGAGGUGAAUGUCCCUCCCUCAGAGGAAGAAGAAGGGGGGGGGGGCGGCGGGGUACAAGAGAAGAGAAGAGACAAACAUAAUGCCUGAAAAGAAAGAAGACAAAAUGAAAAAAACUUAUAAAAAAAAAUAAAUAAAAAAAAAAUGCUUUUGGUAGUAGAAAUUUAUUGCGCCAAGGCAAGAAAAAUAUUCCUGCGACCAACAGGAAUGACGCCUUAGAUCAUGCAGGGAAUAAAGGAUGACUCUCCGAGGCGAUCGCUUUGUUCCAAAGCUAUUGCGCAAAAUGCCGGUCCAUACAUAUGGCGAGAUGCUCUCGGCCGCUUGCUGGCUGAUCGUCGGCCGACCAGGAUUUGAAUAAAUGGGAUCCGGAAUCGUCAGAUAGUGAACUCCCUUUUGGAUAGCCAGGCGAGCUUCCUCCGAUGAAGAUCGACGAAGUCCGGCAAAGACAAAGGUAACCCGUUUGCAGCUCGCAUUAGCUACAUUUAGCGAAAAAACAUGCUCCUUCGAUCCUUGUUGCAUAAAAACAUAAUUUAGUCCCACGAGUUCACAUUACAAUGUAACAUCUGUUGCCAGUACUGAUUUGAAUUUUCCAUUUCGUGCAUCUUGCAGGAAUUCGACACCCGCGAGUCGAGCGUCUUUUAGAACUGCGACGAAGAAAAGUUAUGCAUCCAGAAGACGUUCGACUCCCAUUCCAGUACGCAGUGCAGACAAAAAAAGAAACAGAUUUGGCUGAAAGUUGCCUAUAUUUGACUGGUGAUUACUAAAGAAUGGUAUAAGCUGGAGAGAAACUUUUUUUGAUGAAAGAAGAGAGUCUGAUCUUUCAUUUGGUGGUGUUUACAUCGCCAUAGCACAUAAUAUUCUGUGGGGCUUGGAAAAUCAGUGAAAUUGCUCAAAACAUGCCUGCCAGUCUAGAGGUUCCCUGCUCAGGAAACUGCUGGCAGUGAAUGAGUUAAGUGAAUCUCAUUAAAAAAAAAAAAAUAUAUAUAUAUAUAUAUUGUCCUUUUCCUUGAUUAUUCCAAUAGUAGAAUAAUCAGUAGAAUCAGUAGAAUAAUCGCAGCAAUAAUUAACUAAUUACAGCACUACUGGUUGCAAAUUCUUAUUUGUGACAGGUCUGUUUAUCACUUCAAAAAUAAAGUGAGAAAAAGCAAGUCUGAGCAUAGCAUUUUCAUAGAAUAAGUGAAAAUGUACCAUCAAUUGGUUUUGAAGGUGCAAUGAACUAAGCCCCCCUUGAUUGGUUUUGAAGGUGCAAAAAUUUUGAUCAGCCCCCUAGUUUUCUUAUCAAUGUACGUGUUCAUCAAAUUUGUUUUGAUAAAUAAAUAUGGAUUUUAAAAUAUAACUAUAGUUUAUAUUAUAUACAUAUUAACUCAUUCCCUGCCAAUGCCGUCCAAAGACGUCAUUCAGAAUCCAUCUAUUGGUGGGUGGGGGAGAGUCUUGUGCAGUUUAUGUGUGAUCAUCGAGCAAUGAUGAUUGGCACCCUGUAGAGGGCAACAAUGCCUUGAAUAAAGGAUGAUGCGCCGAGCCAGAAUGACGCUCUGAGCGAUUGCUUUGUAGCAAAGGAAAUGGAGACAUCCUCAGCCGCUUGCCAGCUGAUCGUCUGCCGACCAGGAUUUGAGUAAAUGCGAUCCAGAAUCGUCAGAUGAGUGAACUGCCUCUGUAUCGCCUGGAAACAGCCGAGCUUCAUUCAGCGCUUCCACCGGACGAUAUGGAGACGAAGGAAUUCAACACCCGCAAGUCGAACGUCCUUUACGAUUGCAACGAAGAAAAUACUGCAGCACAAUGAAUGAACAACGCAUGAAUGGACAGCUUCCCGAGCCUCUUCAGAUAUUUCCACGAGCCGGCAAGACUCCGGGGAUCCGGAACAUACAUGGCCUGAAGGUAAAUACGAGACCUAACCCAGCCAAUGACUGUAAAGCUGGUGUCACCGACACUAUGGCCAACAACAGCUUAAAGAAAUCAUCUGCUGAGCUGAAGAGGAUCUUGACAACAGGACAGAUAAAUGCCCAAGAUAUCCAAUACCAAGAGCAACUUGGACAAGGAAAUGGAGGCACAGUCUACAAAGCAUAUCAUCUACUCGGCAAGCGUGUUUUAGCUGUCAAGGUAAUUCCUCUUGACAUCACUGUGGAGCUACAGAAGCAGAUAAUGUCAGAAUUAGAAAUUCUCUACAAGUGUGACUCACCGUACAUCAUCACUUUCUUCAGUGCUUUUUUUGUGGAAAACAGGAUAUCCAUAUGCACAGAAUUCAUGGAUGGUGGUUCACUUGACGUGUACAAAAGGAUUCCAGAGCAUGUCCUGGGAAGGAUUGCUGUGGCAGUAGUAAAAGGCCUAACGUACCUGUGGAGCUUAAAGAUACUUCACAGAGAUGUCAAGCCCUCCAAUAUGCUGGUGAACACCCGAGGACAAGUCAAGCUAUGCGACUUUGGUGUCAGCACUCAGUUGGUAAAUUCAAUUGCCAAAACAUAUGUGGGAACAAAUGCAUAUAUGGCGCCAGAACGGAUAUCAGGGGAACAGUAUGGUAUCCAUGCAGAUGUUUGGAGUGUUGGAAUCUCUUUCAUGGAGUUGGCCCUCGGAAUGUUUCCCUAUCCACAGAUUCAGAAAAACCAAGGGUCUUUAAUGCCUCUUCAGUUGCUGCAAUGCAUCGUUGAUGAGGAUCCUCCAGUUCUUCCUGCAGAGCAGUUCAGCGAGACUUUUGUUCACUUCAUCACUCAGUGUAUGAAAAGACUACCAAAAGAGAGACCUGCACCCAAUAACUUAAUGAGACGGUGGCUCCAGACACAAGACAGACAGGAUCAUUCCUUCAUCGUGCAAUACAAUGAUGGAAAUGCAGAGGUGGUGUCCAUGUGGGUUUGUCGCUGUUUAGAAGCGAGGCGAAUACAGCAGGCUCCAGGUCGUAACUUGCGCCUUGAUGGACCAUGAUACUUUGAGCCAAGCCCUGGAUUCAAAGCCCUGUACUGUAUGUUCAUACAGUGGGUAUGGAAAAUAUUCAGAUCCCCUUACAUUUUUCACUCUGUUAUAUUGCAGCCAUUUGCUAAAAUCAUUUAAGUUAAUUUUUUUCCCUCAUUAAUGAACACACAGCACCCCAUAUUGACAGGAAAAAAAUGAAUUGUUGAAAUUAUUGCAAAUUUAUUAAAAAAGAAAAACUGAAAUAUCACACACCCAGAAGUAUUCAGAGCCUUUGCUCAGUAUUUAGUAGAAGCACCGUUUUGAGCUAAUACAGCCAUGAGUCUUUUUGGGAAUGAUGCAACAAGUUUUUCACACCUGGAUUUGGGGAUCCUCUGCCAUUCCUCCUUGCAGAUCCUCUCCAGUUCUGUCAGGUUGGAUGGUGAACGUUGGUGGACAGCCAUUUUCAGGUCUCUCUCUACUUGGCUGCAUUCAUCUUUCCUUCAAUUGCAACCAGUCGCCCUGUCCCUGCAGCAGGAAAAACACCCCCACAGCAUGAUGCUGCUACCACCAUGCCUCACUGUUGGGACUGUAUUGGACAGGUGAUGAGCAGUGCCUGGUUUUCUCCACACAUACCACUUAGCAUUAAGGCCAAAAAGUACCAUCCUGGUCUCAUCAGACCAGAGAAUCUUAUUUCUCACCAUCUUGGAGUCCUUUAGUUGUUUUUUAGCAAACUCCAUGCUGGCUUUCAUGUGUCUUGCACUGAGGAGAGGCUUUAUUGGGCCACUCUGCCAUAAAGCUGGUGGAGGACUACAGUGAUGGUUGUCUUCCUAUAACCUUCUCCCAUCUCCCGACUGCAUUUCUGGAGCUCAGCCACAAUGAUCUUUGGGUUCUUCUUUACCUUUCUCACCAAGGCUCUACUCCCCCGAUUGCUCAGUUUGGCCGGACGGCCAGCUUUAGGAAGGGUUCUGGUCGUCCCAAACGUCUUUCAUUUAAGGAUUAUGGAGGCCACAGUGCUCUUCGGAACCCUAAGUGCAGCAGAAUAUUUUUGUAACCUUGGCAAGAUCUGUGCCUUGUCGCAAUUCAGUGUCAAGUUCAAUCAGUAUAAUCAAACACAGCUGGACUCCGAUGAAGGUGUAGAACCAUCUCAAGGAUGAUCAGAAGAAAUGGACAGCACCCGAGUUAAAUAUGAGUGUCACAGCAAAGGGUCUGAAUACUUAUGGCUUUGUGAUAUUUCAGUUUUUCUUUUUUAAUAAAUCUGCAAAAAAUUCAACAAUUCAUUUUUUUUUCUGUCAAUAUGGGGUGCUGUACGCGCAUUGAAAAAAAUUGAAUUUAUAUGAUUUUAACAAAUGUCUGCAAUAUAACAAAGACUGAAAAUUUUAAGGGGGUCUGAAUACUUUCACUGUAUGUACUCUGCAAAUGACUCAACAGACAAGGUUGCCAAUCACUAGAUGUUUGAGCCUUUGUGCAUCACUUUUUGUGCAGUGGCAGGAGCUCACAUUCUUUGGACUCAUUCUUAAGCUUUGCAUUCAUGAUGAAGAAGCUGGUCAUCUUCUGCAGUCCAACCGGAUGAGCGAAGAUAAAGAGGUGAUCAGUGACCAUAAUAACCUCACCCUUUAACAUCACAAUAUGCUGAGAGUGAUGUUGGUUUUGGCACCCUGCUUGUGAAUGUUAAGGUGUUUUUGCCUUUGACCAACUGCCGUGUGUGUUUCUCUUCCCAGUGGUAUCACUUAUCACUUCAGCAACCAUCGCUUGUCUCCACAGUGGCAAUAUUUCCUGGAAAAAUAUACCAAUAUAAAAAUAGCUUUAGAAGAAUAUCAGCCCCCGGGUGUCCUUGUUAGAGAGAGAAAUCAAAUUGCUAAACUUUUUCAGCUCUUGGCCCAAGUUGGAAAUUUGCUACCUCCUCGGGAAUAACUUCCUAAGUAUAGAACCUACAGUAUUUACCUACCUAUUUCUGUAACAACUCAACAGACGUGAAUUUGUCACAGCAGCACAAAUCCAAAUGCCCUUUGCCAAGAAUAGAAAGAGAGAAAUUCUUGCUUGACAAUCAAUAAAUAGAUUUUUACUCUGACAAUCGUCGGCCCAGUAGAAACUUGGCAAUCUUCUACUGCUCCGAUCCUGAUCUCGAUCCUCAAUUUCAGAGAAAGCCGUACUCAUUGUUAAAAUACAGGGUUUCCUUUUGUUUGACCAGCGUCUACGUAUUCUUAAAAUAUACAAAGACUUGCUAGAAAUAAUAUACCAUUAAAAGAAAUACUGAAAAUGAAAGGCCAAUCUCUGCAGCUGCUUGGCUUUUUGCUUUUGCUGAACCCAUGCAGGCCUGAAUUUAAAAAAAACAAAAACAUUCCCCUCCCUUACAAACCAUACAUUGUUGCAUUCAAGAGACUGCUUUGACCUCCUGUGAUGCAUCAUCCACUAUCUAGAAAUAAAGUUGGAAAUUAAUCAUGCAUAUUGUUCGUCGAGGACAUUAAUGCAGUGUACAAUACUUCAAGUAAAACUGAUUUUGAGUUUUCAUCAGCAAACAUUUUUUUAUAUUUCAGUGUCUUUGUAAGCUUUGAAUGUAUUCAAGAUGCCUUCACUGCCAUGAAGACGAGGUAAGAGGUGUGGAUCAGUGGCACAUGGUGUUUCUCAUUUACUGCAGUUUGUUUUAAAUGUCAAAGGUUCUAUCAUGAGUUUGAGUUCUGACUGAAGUCUACUGCCACGCUUGUCCUGCAUAACUAAAGGAAAAAGUUGAAAAAAUGGCUGACAUUUGGCAAAAUGUUUUCCCCUAAAAAUAUUCAUUCUGUACAGUAUUGAAUGUGAGAUCUCUGCUGUUAGAGCAACAUUCCAGUCUUAUAAAAGUGGUCCUAAUGUUUAGAAACUAUGUCCCACAGUUUGAUUGUUUUACUCUGCACUCAGAUGUUUUGUGCAUCAUCAGAGAUUUAAAUGUCUCAGUUUUGUAAUGGCAUCUAUUAAAACGUAUUUGUGUCUUUUGCCAAUCAAAGCAAACAACCCGGUUGUGAGAGUAGAAUUACAGUUUAAUUAGAGUAGAAUUACAGUUUGACUUGAAGUGUUAUUUGUAUUACAAUCUAACAUGAACGGGAGACAGGGGAAAAAGUAAGUGGCUAAUAGUUCAGUAUAAACAGAUUUGACACACAAAACCGUAACCGUAAUAACCAUUCUCAGAGUGAGGGAUCUUGUGCUGUACCGCCAGCCAAUGAGCAAGUAAGCAUUAUUGUAAUUAAUAAGGUUCCUAUUUACCUGAAAAAAAUAAAUAUGGUGAUAUUCAACCCUUAUCAAAAGAAUGAACCAUGCUAUGGGUUGCAAAUGGGUGUUUGAAAACAAUAAAAAGUUGCUCUGUUUUUAAUUUUUUUACAUGGUAUUAAAAGAUGUCAAACACAUUUAAGGUGAAGGCCGCAUAUCUUCAUUCAUAAAUUGACAUGACGUUGUCUUGGUAAUGAGUCACCCAAACCUUUAAGCACCUUGCUGGCAUAAAUUCACCUUUAAUUUGCAUUUUGUAAUUAAUCCUGAGUCAACCUUUAAUAAAAGGCAGCCUUGUUGGUUAUUAAUUUCUUCAUUAACCUGAGAUGAGGUUUUUGAUCUACAAAUGUCAUAAAGUAGUCGAUCGAGUUCAUAUCCCACAAUGGUCGCAGAAAAAAACUUGAACAUUUUAUCAAAUCAACCAAUAAAAAUUAGACAUUGCUUUUGAAUUGUAGUUCGACUGAUUUUGUUUUCAAAACAAACUCAUGAAACAGCAAAAAAUGAUGGUAACCCGAGCUUAAUAUUUUGUUGCACAACCUUUUGGAGCCCAUCACUGGAAGCAAACGAUUUUUGUAAUGAGACUUCUGCACCUUUCACCAGGUAUUUUAGCCCACUCUUGAUGAGCAAACUGCUUCAGUUGUCUCAGGUUUGAGGGUGGUGCGUUCUCCAGACUGUGUACUUCAGCUCCUUCCACAGAUGUUCAAUACGAUUUAGAUCAAUAGGAUUUAGAUCAGGGCUCAUAAAAUGUAGAAGGCUCCACUUCAGAAAAUAUUGUUUUGUCUGAGCCAUUCUUAGGUGUUUUAGCUGUGUGUUUUUGGUCAUUAUCCUGUUGCAAGACGCAUGACCUGCGACUGAAAACAAGCUUUCUGACACUGGGAAGCACAUUUCUCUCUAUAAUACCUUGAUAAUCUUGAGAUUUCAUAAUACCUUGCACAUACUCAAACACACUGUGCGAGUGGUGUCACAAUACCAAAAUUCUGACUUCGAUACUAUACCUGCAAGAAGUACCUCGAUACCCUUACAGAAGCGAUACCACGGGAAAUAUAUCAAACACUAGUAAAGCAGGGGAGUUGAAAACUGACAAAACAAGUUCAAAUACUUUAUUUUUAUUUAUCCAAAAAAAUCUAUAAACUUGAAAAAAAAUGUUUAUGCAAUUAGCCCUUAAUGGUCAUAUGGUGUGUCUGUGUGUGUAUAUAUAUAUAUAUAUAUAUAUAUAUACACACACACACACACACACACGCACGCGCACACACAGAGCGGAUGAAAUA